CGCCCCCGGCCCCCAUUAGGGCCCGGCCUCGCGGCGGCUGCGGUAACAACGGAGGCAGGGACUCCGAAGCUCGGAGGAGUCUUGGAUCCCGGGAGAGGGCGCGGCACGACAGGGGCAGCCUUCCACCACAGAGAGCCCAGCUGUCAGCUGCCCCAGAGGAAGAUGGGCAGCCCUGCCACAGGUGUGCGUGUGGCCACCGCCCUGGGAGGGCUUUGGUUCUGCCUCACAGGCACCGCCUUGGUGGUCCAGGUUCCCCAAGACCCCGUAGUGGCCCUGGUGGGCACCGACGCCACCUUGUGCUGCUCCUUCUCACCGGAGCCCGGCUUCAGCCUGGCGCAGCUCAACCUCAUCUGGCAGCUGACAGACACCAAGCAGGUGGUGCACAGCUUCUCCGAGGGCCGAGACCAGGGCAGCGCCUAUGCCAACCGCACAGCGCUCUUCUCCGACCUGCUGGUGCAGGGCAAUGCAUCCCUAAGACUGCAGCGCGUGCGCGUGGCAGAUGAGGGCAGCUUCACCUGCUUCGUGAGCAUCCGGGACUUUGGAAGCGCUGCAGUCAGCCUGCAAGUGGCAGCCUCCUAUUCAAAGCCCAGCAUAACCCUGGAGCCCAACAAGGACCUACGGCCUGGAGACACGGUGACCAUCACGUGCUCUAGUUACCGGGGCUACCCCAAGGCUGAGGUGCUCUGGCAGGAUGGGCAGGGUGCACCUUUGACCGGCAACGUGACCACGUCGCAGAUGGCCAACGAGCAGGGUUUGUUCGAUGUGCACAGCAUCCUGAGGGUGGUGCUGGGCGCUAAUGGCACCUACAGCUGCCUGGUGCGCAACCCUGUGCUGCAGCAGGACGUUCACGGCUCCGUCACCAUCACGCCCCACAGAAGCCCUGCAGGCGCUGUGGAGGUCCAGGUCCCGGAAGACCCCGUAGUGGCCCUGGUGGGCACCGACGCCACCUUGUGCUGCUCCUUCUCACCGGAGCCGGGCUUCAGCCUGGCGCAGCUCAACCUCAUCUGGCAGCUGACAGACACCAAGCAGGUGGUGCACAGCUUCUCCGAGGGCCGAGACCAGGGCAGCGCCUAUGCCAACCGCACAGCGCUCUUCUCCGACCUGCUAGUGCAGGGCAAUGCAUCCCUAAGGCUGCAGCGCGUGCGCGUGGCGGAUGAGGGCAGCUUCACCUGCUUCGUGAGCAUCCGGGACUUUGGAAGCGCUGCAGUCAGCCUGCAAGUGGCAGCCCCCUAUUCAAAGCCUAGCAUGACCUUGGAGCCCAACAAAGACCUACGGCCUGGGGACACAGUGACCAUCACGUGCUCUAGCUACCGGGGCUACCCCGAGGCCGAGGUGCUCUGGCAGGAUGGGCAGGGUGCACCCUUGACCGGCAACGUGACCACGUCGCAGAUGGCCAACGAGCAGGGUUUGUUCGAUGUGCACAGCAUCCUGAGGGUGGUGCUGGGCGCUAAUGGCACCUACAGCUGCCUGGUGCGCAACCCUGUGCUGCAGCAGGAUGCUCACGGCUCUGUCACCAUUACAGGACAGCCCAUGACAUUCCCCCCUGAGGCCCUAUGGGUGACUGUGGGACUCUCCAUCUGUCUUGUUGUACUACUGGUGGCCCUGGCCUUUGUUUGCUGGAGAAAGAUCAAACAGAGCUGUGAAGAGGAAAAUGCAGGAGCUGAGGACCAGGAUGGGGAUGGAGAAGGUUCCAAGACGGCCCUGAGGCCUCUGAAACACUCCGAAAACAAAGAAGAUGAUGGACAAGAAAUAGCCUAACCACAAAGACCAGGGAGCUGCCGCCCCUGCCCUGGGCCCCCACCUCCGACUGCACUGGGGCCUCAGCACGAGCCCUGGGUUGGGGCUUCCCUGUCCUCAACAGAUGGUUUCUACCCUGGCGGGUCUACUCAUUCUGCAAAGGACACGACACAUAGACAACCCCGCAGCCUUAUUUCUCCAAUGGACAUGACUUCCAAGUCAUCCUGCUGCCGUAUUUCUCCAGUGACACAAUAUUUAAAUCAUCCUGCUGCCUUAUUCUAAUGGACACAAUACGCAGACCACCGCACCACCUUAUUUCUCCAGUGGAUAUGCUACACAGACCAUCUGGCUGUCUUUUUUCUCCGAAGGACACAAUAGACUGACCCUCUGCCUUAUUUCUCCAAAGACAUGACACACGGUCACCCCUCAUCUUGUUUCUCCAGUGGCCCUGAUACACUAGUUAACACUUUUCAGCCUUUCUUGACCUGUCUGUAGUCCCAUCUCCUCAGACGGAGCACUACAGCCUCAGCGUCUCCUUGAGUCUAUCCUUGUCUCCUCCCGCCUCCUCCCACCCUGGCCUAACUUUGGCCUUUCCCUCAACGAAGUAAAGACAGGUCCCCUCUCACAGCACGCAGAGACAUGCAGCUGCACGUGCUGGAACACGUACAAACCUCCCCUGGCCCAUUCUCUUCCGUGGUACUCUGGGUUGUGUCCUGUGAGCCCCCCUCUGCCUACCCUCCCCACAGGAAGCAUGUGCUGGUCACACUGGGUCUCUAGGGGUCAGCUUUUGUCCAUCUGCUUUUCCCACCUUUCCUUUUGUUUAUCCAUUCAAGUAAUGUUCACUGAGCACCCAUAGGGUGUCAGCACUGUGUUAGAUGUGGGGGACCCUCCGUGAAAAGACAAGCCACUCCCUAUAGUAGCUUGCCCUUGAGCUGGAAACCCUCAUGAAACCCUCAUGAACCCUCAUGAACAGUAGUUCAUGAGGAGGGGAUCCUGCCUUGCUACCUACUGUACCCCUCAUCCGUGCCCACAACCUGGGUACCUCACCCCCAUUGCAUCCCUAGUCCUUACCCAGAGUGGUGGGGGUGGGGUGGGGCAGGAGCAGAAACUGGGAGAGAGGGAUGGAGAGCCUAUUGCCACAGCUGGAGGAGCUGAUGGUUCCCAAAAUGUCUUUUUAGAGCGAGCAGGUGGGCAGAUAGCCAAGGCCUAACAAAUCCCGAGAGCCCUGCACAGGGGAAGCCUGAGGCCUCUGGGAGCAGGGCUGCAGCUUCUCCUCCCACCAUGGUGCUAUUUUGGGGCCAGGCAGACAUCUCUAGCCUGUCUCUGGCUGGCCCCCAGCCUCUGGUAGAGUAAACUGAUGUUCUCCCACUGACAUAUCUCCCUUCUCCAGCAAGGGAAGACGUGGGGAUUUCUAAUUUAAAUGUGGAACUCCGAGGAAUUUUGUUAAAUGGGGGUGUAUCUGGGGGAAAAUAAAUGCCUUUGUACAAAGUU
Pteropus alecto (black flying fox) is the source of this 3228-nucleotide messenger RNA. RefSeq names its product CD276 molecule (gene CD276). NCBI's taxonomy places the organism in Eukaryota, Metazoa, Chordata, Mammalia, Chiroptera, Pteropodidae. Bases 163 to 1758 code for a protein of 531 amino acids. The record is from RefSeq and is a predicted model, not a curated record. The transcript is spliced from 10 exons.